CCCCCCCCACACAAAAUUUAAAAAUCCCAAGCCCCAAAUUCCUCGGAAAUAUCUCGAACUUAAACCCCGAAACAGAAACCACCACAGUCCACAUCCACAGAUAAACACCUCUUUCUUUUUCUUUCUUUCUUCCUUCCCUUGUCAAAUUCCCCCGCAGGAAGAACCAACCAACAAACAAAGAAAUGGCAACUCUCAUAUCAACGGACUUAGCCACAACUUUCAUCAACUUCACAUCACGUUGUCACCGCCACCGCCACCAACCCCAAACCCCGCCUCUCUCCGUGAUCAGAACUACGGUUCUCCCUCUCCUCUUCAAACCCACCACCAUCAGUACCCUAUCCCUUUCUUCCAAAACGAAUUGCACGAUUAUCUCCACCUCCAAUUUCUCCAAAACUAACCGCUUUCGCCGGUUCUCAGUAUCUGCCGUCGCUACUACGACUCCUCAGACCGAAGAUUCCGAUGUUUCUUCAAAAAUUCCGCCUGAUAAUCGCAUUCCCGCUACCAUAAUUACCGGCUUUCUGGGCUCCGGCAAGACAACAUUACUCAAUCACAUCUUGACUGCAGAUCACGGGAAGCGCAUAGCAGUGAUAGAGAAUGAGUAUGGCGAGAUAGACAUCGAUGGCUCUCUCGUUGCUGCUAAAGCUGCUGGGACUGAGGACAUAAUCAUGCUUAACAAUGGCUGUCUCUGCUGUACUGUAAGGGGUGAUCUUGUGAGGAUGAUUGGAGAGCUAGUCAAUAAGAAGAAAGGGAAAUUUGACCACAUUGUAAUAGAGACUACAGGAUUGGCAAAUCCAGCACCAAUCAUUCAGACAUUUUAUUCCGAGGAUCAGGUUUUCAAUGAUGUCAAGUUGGAUGGUGUUGUUACUUUAGUUGAUGCCAAACAUGCUGGUUUUCAUCUGGAUGAGGUCAAACCCAAGGGUGUGGUCAAUGAGGCGGUAGAGCAAAUUGCUUAUGCUGACCGCAUAAUUGUAAACAAGACUGAUCUUGUUGGUGAACCGGAAAUUGCUUCCUUGGUUAAACGGAUAAGGAACAUCAAUCGAAUGGCUCAUCUCAAGCGCACAGAGUUUGGAAAAGUUGACUUGGAUUAUGUUCUUGGAAUUGGGGGGUUUGAUUUGGAGAGGAUUGAGAGUUCUGUCAAUGAUGAAGGUGGAAAGGAAGAUCAUGCUCACCAUAGCCAUGAUCAUGAUCAUGACCACGAUCAUCACCAUCAUCAUCAUGAUGAACAUGACCAUAAACAUGAACAUCAUCAUGAUGAUCAUUCCCUUGAUCAUACUCAUGACCCAGGGGUUUCCUCUGUCAGCAUAGUUUGUGAAGGGAGCUUGGAUCUUGAGAAGGCUAACAUAUGGCUAGGUACAUUGCUGUUGGAAUGUAGCGAGGACAUUUAUCGGAUGAAAGGUCUUCUUUCUGUUCAGGGUAUGGAUGAGAGAUUCGUCUUUCAGGGAGUUCAUGACAUGUUCCAAGGCUCACCGGAUCGAUUAUGGGGUACAGAUGAACCCAGAGUAAACAAGAUUGUAUUCAUUGGGAAGAACUUAAAUGCACUAGAAUUGGAGAAGGGUUUUAAAGCUUGUUUACUAUGAUCACUGGAUAAGACCAUUUUGACCUUAUAUAACCUGCCUGGCUCCUCUCCUCUCUUGGCUGACCAUUUUAUGAAUACAAAAAUACCUGAACAUGUAAGCCUGUCUGGAGUCAGGUGAUUGCCAAUGUAUCCGCUAAUAGUGAUGGAGACCCAGGAUUUCUCGUACUACUAAACGUUUGCUGUUGGAAUAUGAAAUCUCAUACUACUAUCAUUUUCUUCACCUUAAAGCCUUUUUCUAGGUGGGAAGCAAGAAUCACCUUCCACAGUUGGAGAGCAUUGUGACU
Molecule: messenger RNA, 1860 nt
Organism: Durio zibethinus
Lineage: Eukaryota; Viridiplantae; Streptophyta; Magnoliopsida; Malvales; Malvaceae
Cellular component (GO): cytoplasm
Source: RefSeq, a predicted model, not a curated record